AUGGCCGCCAAUCUCUGCUCUCUGCCAUUGGAGACUCUUAUCGAGGUGUGUAAACAUCUCGAUCCGGCAGAUUUUGUUUCUACUGUCCGAGUGAAUAAGGACUUGUACCGACGAUUGCGUGGGAAUCAGCCGGGUAAAUUCAUCCUUGAAUCGGUUGCUCGGUGGUCAAGAGAAGCCUAUACCGCUCGCGCAGGGGAGAUCAAGUUCUGGGAGGCAUUAAACAGCUACUAUAACCGAAUACAGGCUUCUGCCAAAGCCUCACCUUAUUCAGUGGCGGUGUUGCCAGACACAUCAGAAUUCAUCUACCAGGACGGAGUCGUUGUAUACGUCAUGAAUUAUGAAAUUCGUAUACGGGGCGUUUAUCGAAAUGCUGAAACCGAGGAAGUUAUCAAUUUGGAUGCUGCCCUGAAUCAGAUCAUCCCAUCCAAUCAAUGGAUCAUCAAUGAUAUGGUUCUUCUAUACUAUUAUUCAAAUAUAUUGGCCUUUCAGGUCAAGUUGAACCGAGGUUCAUGGCUUCUUGUUGUCGACACACGUCAAGAGCACUACAAAAUCAAGACCGAUCUACCAGAGGUGGAGGAGAUAUUCGUGCGGCACAAUGGACUUCAUCUUUUUGUUGUCUUCUAUUCCGAACACUAUAAUUGGCAUUGGGCUAUUCGAAAGUUCGACCUUCUUCAAGAAAUCGAGAUAGGGGAGCCAACUAUUUUAGAUGACUUUGGAGACUUCGGAGAUACUAGCCAAGGCGUCUGCUUUGAGAUAUUCGGUGAUAAUCUACAUGGAGUCUCCAACCACAUGACCAGAACGGAGCUAAGAAGUGAUCGCUCUUUCUACAAGUGGAUAUGUCUCGCACCUGACUCGAAGUCCCGUAGGAUUACAGCGAAAAAAUUAUUUAGGCGAUAUCAUGACCUACAUGAAGGAGUUUUAAAGUACGCCGAAUUGUCGUUACAAGUCGAUGAAAGUACCGGGAGACCCAUGAUCCUUGAAUGUCGCCACGAGAGACGAGGGUUGGACGAAAUAUCUUGUCGAACGUAUUACGGUGAAUUACUGCCGGGACCCGAGGAAUUCAAUGAUGGCGAACAAACAGUUGAUCUACCUUUACUUGGUCCGACGAGGGAGGAGCUGAGGGCAUACCGUAGUGACAAGCUUGUGCAUCCAGAAUACUCAAGUGAAUUCUGUGAAAGACUUGACUUCUCUUUACCAAACACAAUGUACAGCUUUUACAAUUCAUCCUCCGGGACGUUCUUGGACCUCAUCAAUGAUCCUGUGCCGAACAGUCUAGUUGCCACACCUGAAAAGAGAUUUCGCCUACGACUCAACUCACACAGAUGCACGGGGAGCGACAAGAAACAUGUCUCGACUCAACUCUGGCCUUCAGACAACAACGUGGGAUUGAUGAAUCCAUUUGGUACUUCCUUCCAAAACAAGGUGGUAUUUGCCAAGGCCGACGAACGAUCUGUGAUCUACUCUAUGACAUCUGAUACAGAAACGAAAGCAAUCAUCUUGAUCAGUUUCGACCCAACAAUACGAUUUUCUUAUAUGCACCAUGAAAAAAGAGAAACAGUUAACCAAUCACCAUUCAAACCUGAGCAAUGGGUACGAACCGAGCCGGCGACGAGAUUUCAAUGGGUUUGGGAUAGAGAAAAUACAGCCAACAGCUUGUAACAUCAUCUACUGUAUGUGCAGCAUGAUAUAAUGACACACUGGGGAUAAACCUAUACUUAAAUAGUGGAGAUAUUUUAGAAUAAAAACGCUUGGUGAUUGAUGUGCGUGAACUAUUUCUUACUUGUUAUGAGGGCUCUGAUUUUUAAUCCUAAUCAUCCUUGAUCAUCCCCAGUGUUCGUCCUCAGUCGUCCCUAUUCGUCCGUAAUCGUCCCGCUUCACUUCAACUUGGUUUCCUAUAAUUGG
Molecule: messenger RNA, 1902 nt
Organism: Talaromyces stipitatus ATCC 10500
Lineage: Eukaryota; Fungi; Ascomycota; Eurotiomycetes; Eurotiales; Trichocomaceae
Exons: 2
Coding region: 1-1659 (552 amino acids)
Molecular function (GO): protein binding
Source: RefSeq, a predicted model, not a curated record